Molecule: messenger RNA, 1915 nt
Organism: Meira miltonrushii
Lineage: Eukaryota; Fungi; Basidiomycota; Exobasidiomycetes; Exobasidiales; Brachybasidiaceae
Product: putative HIS7-glutamine amidotransferase/cyclase
Exons: 1
Coding region: 85-1878 (597 amino acids)
Biological process (GO): L-histidine biosynthetic process
Molecular function (GO): oxo-acid-lyase activity; imidazoleglycerol-phosphate synthase activity
Source: RefSeq, a predicted model, not a curated record
GAAAGAUUAAAAAUAAAUAAAAAUUAGUGUCAAAAGAUUAAACAAUAAUUCAUUCUUCCUACCAUACAAUUAAUACUACUCAUCAUGCUGUAUAUGCUCGAUUAUGGUGCCGGCAACGUUCGCAGUUUGGCAAACUCUAUCAGAAAGCUUGGAUAUGAUUUCGAAUGGGUAAAGUCACCCGCUGAUAUUCAGAAAGCAGACAAGCUCAUCUUUCCCGGAGUGGGUGCUUUUGGUCCGGCAAUGGAAUCGUUAAACAGGCAAGGAUAUUCUCAACCUUUGAAAGAGUUCAUCGCAUCAGGAAAGCCAUAUAUGGGAAUUUGUAUUGGUAUGCAAGCAUUGUUUGAACGAUCAACAGAAGCACCAAAUGUGCCUGGUCUAGGAGUUGUUCCGGGCGAAGUGGACAGAUUCGAUGCUGGUCCUUCUACAAGCACCGGUGCUAUCAAAUCCGUCCCACAAAUGGGAUGGAAUGAAGCAAAUCCAGUAAGAACAUCAGCUAAACAAUUCGGCUACCAAUCCGGUCAACACUUCUACUUUGUCCAUUCUUAUCGGGCAUCAUUUGAUAUCGAAAAACAUAAAGAUUGGGCUCUGACCACAACACAAUAUGGAGAUGAAGUCUUUCUAUCCAGUAUACGGAGAGGGAACGUAUAUGCGACACAAUUCCACCCAGAAAAGAGUGGUCGUGCUGGUUUAGAAAUUUUACGUGCUUGGCUAAGUGAAGAAUCAGCAGUGAAAGACGAUCAAUGGAUCGUAGAACCUGCUCAAGCUGCUAAACCAGCUCAAACGGAUGGUCUUACAAAACGUGUGGUAGCAUGCUUGGACGUUCGCAGUAACGAUGAUGGAGAUUUGGUUGUGACAAAAGGUGAAUCGUAUGAUGUACGUGAAAAAGAAGAGGCAAAAGAAGUAGGUGGGCAAGUGCGAAACCUCGGAAAGCCCGUUGACCUUGCUUUGCGUUACUACCUUGAAGGAGCAGAUGAGAUCGUCUUCCUGAACAUCACAUCAUUCCGCUCUUGUCCUUUGCAAGAUCAGCCGAUGCUGUCAGUCUUGAGCAAUGCUGCUGCAAGCAUCUUUGUGCCACUCACAAUCGGAGGUGGAAUAAAGGACAGCGUUGACCCUGAUGGAACCAAGCACUCUGCCAAAGAAGUUGCUGAUGAGUACUUCCGUGCAGGUGCAGAUAAAGUCAGCAUUGGAUCAGAGGCUGUAUUGGCAGUCGAAGAGCUCUUACAACGUGCUGGCAGUAAAGAUGUUGCGCGAGUCAAACAAGAUCAUUUGACCGGAAAAACGGGAAUCGAAAUGAUCAGUAAGGCAUAUGGUAAACAAGCAGUUGUUGUUUCGAUAGAUCCUCGUCGUGUGUAUGUAGAAAAGGACGAAGAAGUGGAUCCUUCUCACCUUGCCUGCGUUGUAGAAGGUGAGAAAGGAUCCCGAUAUGACGGCAAGAGAUGGUGGUACCGCUGCACAAUCAAGGGUGGAAGAGAAGAUCGUGACAUAGAUGUUGUCCAGCUUGCCAAAGGAGUGGAGACACUUGGAGCAGGAGAGAUCCUCGUCAACAGUAUCGAUCAAGAUGGACAGUCGAAAGGGUUUGAUCGUCAAUUGAUCGAUCUAGUACGUGGAAGCGUUUCUAUUCCGGUCGUUGCAAGUUCAGGAGCUGGAUCAGCUCAACAUUUUGAAGAAGUUUUUGCUGCUAAGCCACUCGCACAAAGAGCCGAGCCAUCGUCUGUUGAAGCAGCACUGGCUGCCGGAAUUUUUCACAGAAAAGAGGUGGGAAUAGAGGAAGUGAAAAGUGCUUUAGCAGAGAAAGGAUUCAAAGUACGAAGAGAAAAGAUCGCAGAAGGAGCAAGCGGAAUCGUUCAAGAAGCAACUGAACAAGAACGUAAAGCAUGAUUAGAUUAAUAGAAAUACAAUGGAAAUAGAGAUUUAA